GGGGCAGGAGUUGGGCUGGCUCAGGCUCACAGAACGUUCUAAUGGGCUUAGUGUUCCGCACGGCAACGCAGUCAGCUGCACUUCUGCUCGCCCUGCUGGGAUGGGUUUUAUCCUGCCUUACGAACUACUUGCCACACUGGAAGAACCUCAACCUGGAGCUGAACGAGAUGGAAAACUGGACCACGGGGCUCUGGAAAUCCUGCGUCAUCCAGGAGGAAGUCGGGAGGCAAUGCAAAGACUUUGACUCCUUCCUGGCCUUGCCAGCAGAACUGCAGGUCUCCAGGAUCUUGAUGUCCCUGUCCAAUGGGCUGGGGCUGCUGGGCUUGCUGGCCUCUGGCUGUGGCCUGGACUGCUUGAGGCUGGGAGAGACCCAGAAGGGUCUGAAGAAGCGACUGCUCAUCCUGGGAGGGAUCCUGCUCUGGACCUCGGGUGUGAUGGUCCUGGUGCCUGUCUCCUGGGUGGCCCACGUGACAGUGCAGGAGUUCUGGGAUGAGACCGUGCCUGACAUUGUGCCCAGGUGGGAGUUUGGGGAGGCCCUGUUCCUGGGCUGGUUUGCUGGCUUCUGCCUGGUGCUUGGAGGGUGUGUGCUUCACUGUACAGUCUGCUCCAGGCCAGCUCCUCCAGCCCCGGGCCACUAUGCAGUGCCAGGACCUCGAGACCACCAGCAGCAUCUGGAGCUAAAACCAGCCAAUCCAGAAGUCUAAGCUCGAGGGGUCAGUGGCAUCUCUGAUCUCACUCACCUGGACUUGGUAGGCUCUCCUGCUAUAAUCACCUCUACUGACUGUGCUUUUGAUUUUCUGAAAUGCAUACUUCCCUCCUGUGGCUAUUACCCUCCUCAGACACAAUUUCUUUCUACAAGUGAGAAAAGUGCUUCUACUUUCUAUAUGGAGGCCAAGUGAGUCAGGACCUAUGGAUGGAGUCUGUCAUUACUGUGUAUAAGCUUUGCCAAACUUUUAAAGUAGGCUGUGACUGUGCGCACACAGGGCAUCAGUAAAUAAAACAUU
Molecule: messenger RNA, 1004 nt
Organism: Arvicanthis niloticus (Nile rat)
Lineage: Eukaryota; Metazoa; Chordata; Mammalia; Rodentia; Muridae
Product: claudin-22
Cellular component (GO): membrane; bicellular tight junction
Molecular function (GO): structural molecule activity
Source: RefSeq, a predicted model, not a curated record